ACACGUUUUAGCUAAAUGGGAUGAUUCAAGAGGUGUAUGUUGGGUCAAAUAUCUCCAACGAGGUUUGGUCAUUACGGCCGCUGUUAUACCAAAGCUUCGCAAUCAGCCUCAAGAUCAUGAGGUGAAAACUUUACUCUCCCGGGUGGGAUUAAAAUUAUUUACAAUAUGGCGCUUUAGCGGGAAGAUGGAUGUCAGUUGCGAAUUGCCCCAAAACAGCUUUAAAUUUGAAAAUGCAGACCAAAAAACAAUUAAUUCUCAUCGCAAGGGAGUUUCUUGUGUUAAGUUUAGUCCAAACGGGCAAUUUAUAGCUUCCUCUUCGGCCGACAAACUGAUAAAGAUAUGGAACUUGGCUGGGAAAUUGGAAGGGACUUUGAUAGGACAUAGGCUAGAGGUUUCCGAAGUUUCGUGGAAUUCUGCGAGUCAGUUUCUUGUUUCGGCAUCAGACGACACCAGUGUGAGGAUUUGGGAUCUUGCCAGCAAGACGUGUGUUAAGGUUCUUCUUGGUCAUCAAGACUAUGCCUUCUGUUGCUGUUUUAACUCGAAAACAACUUUGGUUGUGUCGGGUUCAUUUGAUGAAAGCAUCAAGAUCUGGGACGUGUCUGAAGGUACCUGUCUGAAAACAUUAAUUGGCCACAGUGGAGCAGUCACAGCAGUGCACUUCAGCAGGGAUGGGACCCUUGUCAUCUCUUGUAGCUACGAUGGUAAAUACUGUGUAUGGGAUGUAUUUUCUGGCUGCUGUUUGAAAUCCAUCUCAGCUAGCCAGCAGUCACAUUUGCCCAUAUCUCAUGCCACAAUGUCACCUAAUGGCAAAUUUCUGUUGUUAUCAACUCUUGAUAGCAUCUUAACAUUGUGGGAUUACAAGAUUGGACAAGGAAGAAUUCUCAAAACCUAUCAAGGACAUCUAAACAAGGACUACUGUGUAAUAAGCUGUUUCAGCACAGUGAAUGGCAAGUGGGUGAUAUCUGGAUCAGAAGAUAAUCACCUGUACAUCUGGGAACUAAACUCUUGUCAAACGGUGGGAAAGCUAAGAGGACACACACAGCCUGUAUUAAGCUGUGAUGCUCAUCCAUCAGACCAAGUUAUUGUAUCAGGAUCUCUUGAUAAGAGCAUCAAGUUAUGGAGGUGGUCUUCAGUUGAGCCAGGCACACUUUGAUUUCCUUUCCUCCCACGUCCUGGCAUGAACAUUUUAGCAUUGCAUGACAUUACUGGUAUCACUGAGAAACAUAGGUAGGCCCCUCAUACCUGAAAAGGACCCUGCAUUUGUCAUAGGCAGAGUCAAUAUAUUACCUCAGUAAGUCUGUAAAUUUACAUUUUAUAUCAAGCAUACAAGGAAACAAACAAGCAAUAAUGAUGAGGCAGGCUAAAAACCACCCUGCGGUAAACAACACCUUGGGGAAUAAAUCUUUGACAAAAUGCAGAAAACAAAGCUUAAACAACUUCCUGUUUCUCAAACUUUAUUUGUAACUUUACCAUGAUGGUGUAAAUACACAACUGUACACUGACUUCUUCAAUCCAUAAUUAUAAUUUAUUAAACAUAAUUCCAUAGGCAUUUCCCUCUGCAAAUAUGCAGGCUACAUGUAUUUAUAUUUUUCUCUUCCACCCUGACAAGCAAACUCAGUCAAAAAAGUGACAAUACCAUUUGGUAUGCACCUGAAUUUCCUCAUCAUAAACAAACUAAGAUUCUACAUGACUAUUGUACAUCUUGUAGAGAAAAACUUCUCGUAAUAAGUGUUUUUCAAAUAAUCUUCUCAUUUCUUCUUUGUCCAAAUAUACUGAACUAGAAUUUGACAGGUUAAAACCUUAUCUCUCCAAAGGAAAAAAAUGAUUUGUUGGUAUGUUCACUGACUUAAUAAGUGCAUGCAACUAACAAGAUUAUCAUAUACAGUACCUUCCACAAAAAAAUCAGUCUGAAUAAGGCAAUUGAGUAACUCAUACUUUUUUAAAAGCUGGUUGUAAUCAUUAUGAUAACGGUUGAGGGACCUGACUCAUAGUUUUCUGCAUCCUGAAAUAUUUAGCAUACCUCUUAACUACCAUUUGGGAUCUUUAAUGAUAUUCCCCAUCAUUAACCAUCUUCAUUCCUUCUUGAAUUAGCUUUGCCUAGUUGACAAUACGUAUUAUUCUGUACUAGUCCCAUAAAGGUGAAGGUAGCUUUGCAGACACACAAAAAGAAAAAGACUCAAAAUACUGUAAUAUGUAGCUCGUUAAGGAUAUAGAGAUGACAAAGAGAUAUCAGUUGCCCUACUGUUCCCUGUGUAAGUGCGCUUUUUUUAUCCUCACUAUCAUCAUUUUGUCUGAUGGAAUAAAGUUGAAAUUUACUUGA
Molecule: messenger RNA, 2320 nt
Organism: Stylophora pistillata
Lineage: Eukaryota; Metazoa; Cnidaria; Anthozoa; Scleractinia; Pocilloporidae
Cellular component (GO): Set1C/COMPASS complex
Molecular function (GO): histone binding
Source: RefSeq, a predicted model, not a curated record